Molecule: messenger RNA, 2166 nt
Organism: Zygosaccharomyces rouxii
Lineage: Eukaryota; Fungi; Ascomycota; Saccharomycetes; Saccharomycetales; Saccharomycetaceae
Exons: 1
Coding region: 1-2166 (721 amino acids)
Biological process (GO): protein N-linked glycosylation; fructose 6-phosphate metabolic process; UDP-N-acetylglucosamine metabolic process
Molecular function (GO): L-glutamine:D-fructose-6-phosphate transaminase (isomerizing) activity; carbohydrate derivative binding
Source: RefSeq, a predicted model, not a curated record
AUGUGUGGUAUAUUUGGUUACUGUAACUACCUGGUAGAGAGAUCUCGGGGUGACAUCAUUGACACCUUAGUGGAGGGUUUACAAAGAUUGGAAUACAGAGGAUAUGAUUCCACUGGUAUCGCCAUCGAUGGUGACACGCCUGAGUCCACUCUGUUGUACAAGCAGAUUGGUAAGGUUGAUGCCUUGAAGCAGGAGAUUGCUCGUGAUGCCCCUGAGAGAAGCACGACGUUUGCAUCUCACUGUGGUAUCGCACACACUAGAUGGGCAACACACGGUGAACCAAGACAGAUCAACUGUCAUCCACAGAGAUCUGACCCUCAAAACGAAUUCACAGUGGUUCAUAACGGUAUCAUUACAAACUUCAGAGAACUUAGAACCCUUUUGGCCAACAGGGGUUAUACUUUUGAAAGUGAUACCGAUACGGAGUGUAUUGCAAUCUUGUUUAAGCACUUGUACGAUGAGAAUUUAUCCAAUGGUCAUGAAUUAGAUUUCCACGAAUUGACUAAGCUGGUACUUACAGAAUUGGAAGGUUCCUAUGGUUUAUUGUGCAAGUCUGUACAUUAUCCUGAAGAAGUUAUUGCCACUAGGAAAGGUUCGCCACUGCUAAUUGGUGUUAAAUCUGACAAAAAAUUGAAGGUCGAUUUUGUCGACAUUGAAUUUCCUGAUGAUGCUGCUGGUAAGCCUGAUACACCAUUGGGUUCAAAGAGUGGCACCCCCAAUGCUUCAAGUAGAAAUUUGCUAAAUGCUAACAGAAGAACUAGACCUUACGAAGGUAACAAUUUCCUCCCAUUGGCAGCUAAUGAAUUUAAUUUGAGACAUUCCCAAUCAAGAGCAUUCUUGUCAGAGGAUGGUACACCAAAUCCAGUGGAAUUCUUUGUAUCUUCUGACGCCGCUUCUGUCAUCAAGCACACAAAGAAAGUGCUGUUCUUAGAGGAUGAUGAUAUUGCCCAUAUUUACGAUGGUGAAUUACAUAUUCAUAGAUCAAGAAGACCUGAAGUCGGUGCAUCUAUGACAAGAUCGAUUCAAACUUUGGAAAUGGAAUUGGCUCAAAUUAUGAAAGGUCCUUACAAGCACUUCAUGCAAAAGGAAAUCUUUGAACAACCAGAUUCUGCAUUAAACACCAUGAGAGGUAGAAUUGAUUUUGAAAAUGGUACCGUUAUGCUUGGUGGGUUAAAGGCUUGGUUACCAGCUGUGCGCAGAGCACGUAGAUUAAUCAUGAUUGCGUGCGGUACUUCAUACCAUUCGUGCCUAGCAACGCGUGCCAUCUUUGAGGAACUAUCAGAAAUCCCAGUUAGCGUCGAAUUGGCAAGUGAUUUCUUAGACCGUAAAUGCCCUGUCUUCAGAGAUGACGUUUGUUGCUUUGUAUCCCAAUCUGGUGAAACAGCCGAUACCAUGCUAGCUCUUAACUACUGUUUGGAAAGAGGUGCAUUAACACUGGGGAUUGUUAACAGUGUUGGUUCUUCCAUUUCAAGAGCUACUCACUGUGGUGUUCACAUCAAUGCAGGUCCUGAAAUUGGUGUUGCCUCCACAAAAGCCUACACAUCUCAAUAUAUCGCACUGGUGAUGCUUGCCCUAUCAUUAUCAGACGAUAGAGUUAGCAAGAUUGAAAGGAGAAAAGAUAUUAUAAGAGGUUUGCACAAAAUUCCUGAUCAAAUUAAAGAAGUUCUCAAGCUAGAAACAAGAAUCAAAGAAUUAUGUCACAACGAUUUGAAGGAUCACAAAUCUCUGCUACUAUUAGGUAGAGGUUACCAAUUUGCCUCCGCCUUGGAAGGUGCUCUAAAGAUUAAAGAAAUUUCCUACAUGCAUAGUGAAGGUGUUCUAGCGGGUGAAUUGAAACACGGUGUCCUAGCACUUGUUGACGAACAAUUGCCAAUCAUUGCAUUUGGUACAAGAGAUUCACUUUUCCCCAAAGUUGUAUCUUCAAUUGAACAAGUUACCGCUAGAAAAGGUCGUCCAAUUAUUAUCUGUAAUACAAACGAUGAGGUUUGGGCUAAGAAAGCAGAAACUAACAAAUUGCUUACUUUAGAAGUUCCACAAACGGUCGAUUGUUUACAAGGUUUGCUAAACAUUAUUCCUUUGCAGUUAAUCUCCUACUGGCUUGCAGUUAAUAGGGGUAUCGAUGUUGAUUUCCCCAGAAACUUGGCCAAAUCAGUUACCGUGGAGUAG